AUGACGUUGAGAGGAGGAGAAUCGGAUGAGGAAGAGGAAUUCGGGCCAGGGCGCCUCAAUGAUGCGAUGAAAGAUAUCAACUUCUACAGAACGACAGAUGGAUACAGCCUCGAACCUGCCCCUCAGUAUAGCCUCCGAACAGCGGAUCAAGACGAAGGCGUGGAUUAUGGCGCUCAUGGAUUCAUGUUCAACAUUGUAGCAAAAAGGAGUGUUGUCAUCACCGGGGUUCAAAUCUGUUCUGCAGACGGCGGGCCGUUUGAUUAUGACAUUUACACCUGCCCUCAACCCUGGGAGCAUUCGUUUCAGGAUGAGACCAAAUGGACAGCAUGCGGCGGAGGGUUUCGAGUAUCUUGCGUGCAAGUGAACAUUCCUGGUCAUGAGCAUGGGGAGUACGGGAAGUUGCCCUUCACAGAUGAGGGCGUCAAGAUCUCGGGGGGGCAGACAAGAGCGUUCUACAUUCACAGCAAGAACGAAGACACCGCCGUCGGGUAUCACCUUCUCGGAGAUUCAAGCAUAUUCGACGGCCCCUUUAUCGACAAGAAGGACAAGAACGUGACGGAACGAGACGCAAACAUCCUCAUCACCACCGGGACGACUUUCAACCAGCCGAUGCCGUUCAAAGAAGCUCAGUUAGACGAUCUUUAUCGAGGCUUCUUAGGUAUCAUUGAGUAUGAGUUAGAUCACUAG
This is a messenger RNA of Guillardia theta CCMP2712, 687 nucleotides long. RefSeq lists its product as hypothetical. The transcript has 8 exons. Lineage: Eukaryota; Cryptophyceae; Pyrenomonadales; Geminigeraceae. The record is from RefSeq and is a predicted model, not a curated record. Bases 1 to 687 code for a protein of 228 amino acids.